AUGGCCAGCAUCGCCAGCAACGAGCAAGCCCCAGCGGCUGGUGCCGAGACCGAGUGUAAGCUGGAGAAGGUGACAGCCUUCCUGCAGGCGAGCCAUGAGCAGAUCUUUGUGAAUAACCGCAAGUGGGUGGAGUGCAAGGUCAAUGCCGACUGCGAUUUCUUUAGCAAGCUGAGUUCCGGCCAGAAGCCGGAUUAUCUCUACAUCGGCUGCGCCGACUCUCGUGUCCCCGCCAACGAGAUCAUGGGCCUCGAUGCCGGCGAGGUCUUCGUGCACCGCAACAUCGCGAAUCUGGUCCCCAACACGGACCUGAACGUCAUGUCGGUGAUCGAGUACGCCGUGGCGCAUCUGCACGUGAAGCACAUCGUCGUGUGUGGGCACUACUCCUGCGGUGGAGUGCAGGCGGCCCUUUCGCACACGGACAUGGGCCUGCUGAACCCCUGGCUGCGAAACAUCCGCGACGUGUACCGCCUCUACGAGAAGGAGCUCGACGAGAUCCCGGACCCGGAGCUCAAGAACCGACGCCUAGUCGAGUUGAACGUUAUGGAGCAGGCGCGGAACGUCAUCAAGACCGCCGUGGUGCAGCAGAGCUACCAGAACAACGGCUACCCCAUCGUCCACGCGUGGUGCUUCGACCUGAAGGAUGGCCUCCUCAAGGAUCUUGAACUUGAUUUUGAGAAGCAGUUGAACGGUAUCAAAAAGAUCUACAAUCUCGGUCUGCACUAG
Molecule: messenger RNA, 723 nt
Organism: Drepanopeziza brunnea f. sp. 'multigermtubi' MB_m1
Lineage: Eukaryota; Fungi; Ascomycota; Leotiomycetes; Helotiales; Drepanopezizaceae
Biological process (GO): carbon utilization; cellular response to oxidative stress; cellular response to carbon dioxide
Cellular component (GO): cytoplasm
Molecular function (GO): carbonate dehydratase activity; zinc ion binding
Source: RefSeq, a predicted model, not a curated record